AUGCAUCCCAAAUUGCAACGCGCCUCGAUUCAGGAUGCGUGGUUGGGCUUUGUGCGGUCGCGGUUCGAGCCUCUCGAUCAGGCAAACGGGACAUACGAUCUAUCUGCCAGCGAGCGUGCUGAGAUGGAGCUUGGGAUUAUGUCGGAGUCCUUCGCGCUCGCAAAGCAAUACCGCAAUAAGGUAGUUAGCGGAGCUUGUCGUCUUCCCGCUAAGAUCCUCAAUUCUAUAUUCGCCAUGGCGCAAGAAGGUUGGGAUCCUUCACGCGAAGAAUGCCCAGGCAGGUCUACUGGAGCAACUCGUUCUCUGUGGAAGUUUACGCGAGGCUGGAUGGGAGUGACAGAGGUAUGUCAUACAUGGAGAGAGGAAUCAGUAGGCUGCCCGGCGCUGUGGACUCAUAUCCCAUGCCUCGGAGUGGAGCCUUCGCGGAUGCCAAUAAUUCUUGCACGCUCCCGUCGACUGCCCCUCACCCUUCGAUUCGAACCUCCUUCCAAUACGUCCAACGAGCAUACAAACAGCAUUCUCUCCGCCUUACAGAUGUGGCUAUCUCCCAUUGUUUUGCGACGUACAAUGCGUCUGGAUGUGGGCUCGCAAGGGGAGGUAAAUCAAGUCUUCGGAAUCUUCUGCGACAGAUGGCUUAUGUCUGUGGACACACCCGCGUUGAAGGAACUCGAGUUCAAGCUCGAAUCUGGGGCGAACACGACAUAUCUACGGGAAAACUUCUGUGCAGAGAAAGCAACACCGCCAAUCACGCGGCUGAACCUCAGAAACUGUCUCGUUCAUCCAUCCUCGCCUCUGCUAUCCAAGACCCUCACAUCUUUGUCUUUGCACACCAGCGAGUGGGCGUCAAGCCUUGCGUACACGACGGAUAUCAGGCUCAUCAUCGCUGGCAUGGAGAAUCUUCAAGAGCUUUGCCUCGCAAACGUAGCCCCUUGCUCCUAUGUCCACGACUCGGUCGACGUCAUUUUUCCGGGGUGUUUCCGAAAACUCGAUGUUAGGCUCGACGAGGACCAAGAUGAUACCAACAUGGCCAUGGUCCAAUUCCUCAAAGGGGUCGUCCUCCCGGCGGCUGCUCGCGCCUCCUACCAGUUCGACGAACCCGCUGCACUCGCCGAAGAGGAUCUACGCAGUCUUGUUCCCGGCCUGCUUUCCGGUGUGAACUGGAAGGAGACCAGGGUGGGUGUGCUGAUGACAGCCGACUCCAUCUCCCUCCGACCUCUCAUCGAUACUCAAGAUGGAGACAACUACCCUGAUUGUCAAACUAUACUUGAAGCCGUCGACCAAUAUGCCUUCGGUACCUGUCAGGACCGGCGGUUCUCUGCAGAUAUAUUCGACACGCACUACUCCAGCCCUUUAGGUUGUCUUGGUGACAUGUUGCCGUGCGAUCGAAUGCAGGCCCUCCAUCUCAAUGCAGCUGUCUUGGGGUAUUUCCUGGGCCAAUUCCUCGACAAGAGUGAUGAGCAGUUUGUGGAGGAGUGCUCUUCCUUCCGCAACGUGCGAAGGCUCACGGUUGAGUCGUCAUAUCAUCACCACCGACUCUUCUUCAACGUUCUAUCUAUGCGCCAUCCUGCGACAGGAGCACCGGACGCUGUCUUCCCUCGUCUCCGCACACUCGUCCUUCUGCAGAGCUCUUUACCCUCUCAUACCUUUCGGAUAUGGCGCGAGGGGUCGGCAGACGCACGGAGGGAAAUCAUCCUUGUUCAGGCAGGCUUGGAUGACCUUUUGGAAUCACGAGCUGCUGCCAACUGUCCCAUCGAGGAUAUCAUCGUAGACCAGGCCUAUUCUGCGUUGUUUGACUGGUCCUCAAUCACCGGCAAUACGACGGUCCGCUUCGUGAAUACUCGUCGUGCCGCCUGA
Peniophora sp. CBMAI 1063 is the source of this 1854-nucleotide messenger RNA. Lineage: Eukaryota; Fungi; Basidiomycota; Agaricomycetes; Russulales; Peniophoraceae. The record is from the annotation of a GenBank genome assembly.